AUGGCGGCACGAGGGUAUGUGUACCACAGCUCUAAGUGGAUGGUGGCAGGAAACGCCGACUCCCCGGUCCCUCCGAGGGCGUACAUCCACCCCGACUCCCUGGCCUCCGGAGACACCUGGACGAGACAGGUGGUCAGCUUCGACAAACUCAAACUCACCAACAACGAGCUGGACGACCAGGGACACAUCAUCCUGCACUCCAUGCACAAGUAUCAGCCUCGUGUUCAUGUGAUCAGGAAGGACUUCAGCAGCGAGCUGUCUCAGAACAAGCCGGUGCCGAGCGGGGAGGGAGUGAAGACCUUCAGCUUCCCCGAGACCGUGUUCACCACCGUCACUGCCUACCAGAACCAACAGAUCACCAGACUAAAGAUCGACCGCAACCCGUUUGCCAAAGGAUUCAGAGACUCAGGCCGAAACAGGACCGGCCUGGAGGCGAUCAUGGAGACCUACGCUUUCUGGAGACCUCCUGUGAGGACGCUCACGUUUGAAGACUUCACCAACAUGCAGAAACAGCAAGGUGGAAGUACAGGCACCUCUCCCACCACCUCCAGCACAGGAACCCCCUCCCCCUCUGGUGCGGCUCACCUCCUGUCUCCCUCCUGUUCCCCUCCCACCUUCCACCUGGCCCCCAACACCUUCAAUGUGGGCUGCAGGGAGAGUCAGCUCUGCAACCUGGGCCUGUCCGAGUACCCGGCCUGCGCUCGCAGCAACAUGGCCGCCCUGCAGGGCUACGGCGGCCUAGCCGACAGCUCCUACGGACGCCUCCAGGCUGCAGGGGGCGCUGUGGCCUCGGGGCAGCCUUCUGAAUCCUUCCUGCCGCAGAGGACUUCCUCCCUGAUCGCUGCUGGCAUGCAGGGCGGCCCUCACGCCUCCCUGAGCGGCGGUGGUGGUGGCGGCUCUGGAGGAAAGAUGGAUGCCUAUGGCGGUCAGUUGGGCUCCUUCCCGGCCUCGCAGCUCCAGUACGUGAUGCAGGCCGGAGGAGGCUCAGGCUCCGUCCCUUCCUCCUCAUCAGGAUCCUCCCCUUCCCCCCACAUGUUCAGCGGGAGCCACCACCACGUGCAGCAGGGCUCCUACAACGCUUUCUCCCUGCACAACCCUUACAACCUGUACGGAUACAACUUCCCCACCUCCCCUCGUCUGGCUGCCAGCCCCGAGAAGCCUCAGGGAGGUUUGCUCUGCUCCUCGUCUUCAGCCGGGGCCUUCGCCGAGCGCCAGUACCUGUCCAACGGGAGCAUGGACACUAUGCACAUGAUCGGCAACAACAGCGGCGGCCAGCAGGGCGGCAGCUCCUGCGAUGGACGUCAGUAUGGCUCCUCCUCUCAGAUGUCCAUGCACAUGGUGUAGAAACUUGGAUUGAACCUCACAGUCCUCCAUGUUUCUAAAGUCUUUCAGCUGGAAAGCUAUAAACCCGGUGUGGUGUUGAUGUUGGACCGGUGUUUUUACAUGAAGCGCUUAUGUACUGAGGUACGAAACAAGCCUUUCAGAAAAGGACAUCAUUUGUUUUUAAAGACACUCCACAACAUACAAAGCAUUAUAGAGGGAGUCAAAACUAUUAUUUAAUUAUCUUUGUAUUAUGAAGUGAAGAUAGAGACAGCAACCUGACUCUCUUACUCUUACCGACAAGAGAGAAACAACCAAACUCAGAUUGUGAUAAAGAAGGGGCCCACAUGCUCCAGUUCAGAAGGGAUUAUCAGUUGUGAAGCUGUUACAGUGCAAUAGUAGCAACACUCUUUUCAAGGGACACUCUUGGGACUCGAAGGCCUUGCAGUCAAGACAUUUUGCAACCAAAGAAUCUUCACUGUGAUCCAGGAGUUUUCUCUUCACGCAGCACUUGUGCCAAAUCGUCUGGAGGUCAGUGGUUUGCCACCAUGGUCUGAAGUUUGGCUGAAAUGAAAGGGACAACUGGACAAGAUCUCUGCAGGACUCACUGCUCCACACAGGAUGAAGUAUGUGUGGAAACACGUGGACUUCAUCAACCCCUUACCCUCAUAGACUGGAAUGGCUUCACUAUUUUUGAGUGGAUUAUGUUUUUUAGCAUAUAUAUAAGAUGGCGAAUGCAAUCAAUAACAUAAGCUUAAAAGUUGUUGUGUGAAAAAGUUAUUAAAGAAGCAAUAGCAGACGGAGAAAUUGAAGUAUGUUUUGGUGUGUUGUAGAGAUAUGUAUUUAAGUGCUGAGCAAUAUAACAAUUUUACUGGCCAAUCUGUUUUAAAAUGUGUGAAAAAAAGGGAAAUGGCAAAGUAAUUCUUUUUUUUGAGGCAUUUAAAAAAAAAAUGUAAAUACAGGUGCCAAGCACGUAAAAAGCUCAAUAAACGUUUCAAUUCAU
Messenger RNA from Gymnodraco acuticeps, 2323 nucleotides. It is a transcript of the gene tbx15, whose product is annotated as T-box transcription factor 15. The record is from RefSeq and is a predicted model, not a curated record. Gene Ontology annotation, molecular function: DNA-binding transcription factor activity, RNA polymerase II-specific; RNA polymerase II cis-regulatory region sequence-specific DNA binding. NCBI's taxonomy places the organism in Eukaryota, Metazoa, Chordata, Actinopteri, Perciformes, Bathydraconidae. The transcript has 6 exons. Gene Ontology annotation, cellular component: nucleus. Gene Ontology annotation, biological process: cell fate specification; positive regulation of DNA-templated transcription; regulation of transcription by RNA polymerase II. Bases 1 to 1344 code for a protein of 447 amino acids.